Messenger RNA from Apis dorsata (giant honeybee), 1869 nucleotides. RefSeq names its product transmembrane protein 231-like. The transcript is spliced from 8 exons. Lineage: Eukaryota; Metazoa; Arthropoda; Insecta; Hymenoptera; Apidae. The record is from RefSeq and is a predicted model, not a curated record. Gene Ontology annotation, biological process: regulation of protein localization; cilium assembly. Gene Ontology annotation, cellular component: ciliary transition zone; ciliary membrane.
UUCUGAAUCAUUGUCAGGGCAACGCAUCAUAAUGGCUGCCAUCGAAAUAUUUUCGAGUUCUAUUGAUUAUAAGUAUAAAAGUAAAAUAUGUUCUUUAAGCUUUUUCAUUGUAUUAUUACUCAUAAUUUUAUCAUUGAUUACACCACUUUUUAUUAUUUAUAAUACAGGAGGUUUCUUAUUGAAGAAUCGUGUACUCAUGGAAAAACCUGAUGUGUUUUUUAAUUAUAAAUAUUUAUUAUUAGCAAAUAAAGAUUUUAAUACAAAUCCUAUAAUCUGUUCAAGUUUUAAAAUGUACAAGGAUAAUGAAAUUGAAGAUAAUUGUACAUUAAUAAAGGUUCGAGAAAUAGAUACAAAUAUUGAUGGUAAAAACGAUAUUUUAAAGUUUGAGGCACAUUUUUAUACAAAUAAACCUAUAAAGUCUCUUAAACUUUUACUUUUCUUUAAUUUUCAAUUAAAGCAAUUGUUUGAUGCAACAAUAGAAUCUAUUGCAUUCUUUACUCAUGUAUUAAAUGAAGAAGUUCAAAAAAUACAGUUUUAUGGAGAUUUAGUAUUGCAACAAAAAGGUCUUCUUACUAGUGAAGGCUUAUAUGAAGUAUAUAAUCAUAGUUUGGAAAUUGCUGAUUAUUCUUUGAAUGAAGUACUUAUGCAAAAUUUUAAUAAAAAAUCAAAAAUAAAUAAUAAAUAUAUAAGUGAACAAAUAGGUAAUGUAAAUGAAAAUAUAAUAGUCAUUCAAGGAGAAUUAUUUUAUAGAGAACAUUUAAUUUAUUAUCAGCCUAAUAUUUUGGAAGAAUUAAAGUGGAUAUGGGUGCAGUAUUUUUCUACUUUUCUUGUUUUUGCUUAUGUAGCAAGACAUAUUUUAAUUUUUUUAUUUUCAAAUCGAUAUUUGAAUUGUUAUAUAAUAAUACCAUGGAAAAAUAAAUAAUAUUGUGUCAAUACUGGAAAAAUCAUGUCCACAAGAUCGAAAGAGAAAGUGGUGGCUGCUUUCCGAAAAUUUUUUCGAUCUUCAGAGAAGAUUUCGGAACAAGAUGGAGCAAGUAGUUCGACGAGUUCACCAUCGAGAAGGCUUUUAAGUCGGCAUCGUCCGGAUGCAGUUACUCCCACUGAUGGUGCAUUGUCGGAUAAUCCGGGUGUUAGCAAUUCCAAUCAUGGCAGUUGUUUCUUCAAAUCGAAAAAAACCACUAAUAAUUCUACGCAGGGAACCAUGGCGAUGCCGGAUAAAAGAGUACGUUUACGUCGUUUAAUGAAAGAGCUUAGUGAGAUUCAAAGAAUGCAGCAUCGACUCGAAUCGACUUUCACUGCAGAAUUGGUAAAUGACAAUUUAUUCGAAUGGCAUGUGAGACUACACAAGAUUGAUCCGGAAAGUGAACUGGCUGCAGAUAUGAGAGAGCUCAAUAUACCUUAUAUACUUCUUCACGUGGUAUUUCCGGAGAAUUUUCCGUUUGCGCCACCUUUUAUGCGUGUUAUUUCGCCAAGAAUUGAAAAAGGAUUCGUGAUGGAAGGAGGUGCAAUUUGUAUGGAACUUCUUACACCUAGAGGCUGGGCUAGUGCAUAUACUAUUGAAGCUGUAAUCACACAAUUUGCAGCUAGUAUUGUUAAAGGCCAGGGUCGUGUAGCGAGAAAACCAAAAACGAACAAAGAAUUUAACAGACGUUCCGCAGAAGAAUCUUUCAGAAGUUUAGUAAAAACGCACGAGAAAUAUGGUUGGGUUACACCGCCGCUUGCAGAAGGUUGAUCUACUAGAUCAUUUGAAAAAUAAAAGACUUCGUUGUAUUUAAAAAAAGUAUACAUAUAUAUAGGUUAUAAAUGUGACUUUCGAGUCGGUAUCAUUAUAUUCUUUUUCCGUUCGGUAAUAAUAAUAAUAUAAUUAUA